This is a messenger RNA of Dicrocoelium dendriticum, 1719 nucleotides long. NCBI's taxonomy places the organism in Eukaryota, Metazoa, Platyhelminthes, Trematoda, Plagiorchiida, Dicrocoeliidae. The record is from the annotation of a GenBank genome assembly.
AUGUCGGAGAUAAUGAAGCAGGAAGUUUACCUUGUGGAGCGAAUCAGUUUACCUCGUGAACCACUAGAACAUCUCCGGUGCAUCGUUUUCCUACGACCCACGAAAGAAAACAUCAGUUUACUUGCCCAAGAAUUGAAACACCCAAAUUAUUCUGCUUAUUUUAUUUUCUUCAGUCAGAUCUUACCAAAGCAUUUGUUGAAGCAACUAGCAGAAGCAGAUGAGCAUGAAGUCGUUGUGGAAGUUCAUGAGUACUAUGGCGACUUCCUACCCUUGUCCCCAUUUCUUUUUGAAUUAGAUCUUCCCAAUUGCCUGGAAGGUAAUCGAAGUUUAAAAUCAACCGCUCUGUCUCGAUGCACCGAUGGGAUCACCGCCGUGUUGCUAGCUCUAAAACUAUAUCCUGCAAUUCGCUAUACAAACUCCUCCGAAGGAGCUCGUCAGUUAGCAGAAUCCGUCCGCUCAGUCAUUUUACGCGAAACAGCUUUGUUUGACUUCGGGAAACAGUCCGAUUCCUGUUCCGUUCUGCUAAUACUUGACCGACGUCAAGACCCUGUGACCCCACUCCUUACCCAAUGGACCUACGAGGCAAUGAUACACGAGCUGAUAGGCAUUCGACAAAACCGUGUUAAUUUAUCCAGGGCUCCCAGUGUACGUCCAGAACUCAGAGAAGUCACGCUUUCCAGGGAAUUCGAUCAUUUCUUUCAUUCCAACCAAUACUCCAACUUUGGUGAAAUCGGUCAAGCUAUUAAAAAGCUUGUCGAAAACUUUCAAUCUGCCUCCCGAUCCGUAGAUAGUAAAAAUGUUGAAACUAUCGCAGAUUUGAAAAAGUUUUUGGAACAUUACCCAGCAUUUAGAAAGGCUUCUGGAACUGUCGAAACACACGUCACUAUUGUGUCUGAACUGUCUCGUUUGGUAAAAGAGCAUGCUCUAUUGGAGGUCAGUGAAGCCGAACAAGAACUAGUCUGCCACGAUAAUCACGCAAGCAGCUUAGCUCAGAUAAAGGGAUUGCUGACUGAUCCACGUUUGCCUCUGUCGGAUGCUGUGCGCCUCGUCUUGUUAUACGCUUUACGGUACGAGAGUCAACGCAAAGAGAUUGCUGAUUUUGUCAAAUCACUGGUCGCCCGUGGUGCGAACGAGGAAGACGUACAAAUAAUACAGAAUCUACUAGACUUCGUGGGCCCACGAUCACGAGCGGAUGAAGGAACAAUCUUUGGUGCAAUGAAACGAGUGACCUCUGGUUCGCAUUCCCUCAACGGUCAAAUCGCGACAAGUGCUGUGACAGCUUUGACCAAACGGCUGGUCAAAGGCCUUAAGGGGAUCGACAAUGUGUACACCCAACACGAACCUGUAUUGAUGGAAAUUCUAAAUGACUUACUUAAAGGGAAGUUACGCGAAUCAUCAUUCCCCUACAUGUCUUCGGUAGGCGCUUCUGCAACCCAGCGCCCCAAGAAAAUCAUUGUUUUCAUCAUCGGAGGCGUAACUUAUGAAGAAUCUCGUUCAGUGCAUAAAAUAAACAGCUCAACGCCCGAUGUGGACGUGAUACUUGGAGGUACCUAUUUGCACAAUUCAAGAUCUUUCCUCCAGGAAGUGUCCUCCGCAACUAAAGGCACAUCGACUUAUUACGCAAACGAAUUACCCGAAGUCAAAUCAGAUACUUCCGAUGGAGCACUGCGGUCGUUCGGACACCCACGUGGACGCGUCCGCUAUGGUCUACUCAAGUGA